Molecule: messenger RNA, 982 nt
Organism: Gryllus bimaculatus (two-spotted cricket)
Lineage: Eukaryota; Metazoa; Arthropoda; Insecta; Orthoptera; Gryllidae
Source: the annotation of a GenBank genome assembly
UAUAUGAUUAUGUUUACAUGCAACUCUAAACUUUUUUGUGCUUGUUUAGGAUUUGAAACAUUCCACUAUCAAUGAGGAAGUAAAGAAAGAUGUUCUGAAAUCAAUAAAUAUGCAGGAAAUUUUUACUGUACCGGUGAAACAUUGCCCAAAUGCAUUUGGAAUAGCUUUCAAGCACACAAAUAAUUGGAAACUCACAUACUCAGGUGACACAAUGCCUUGUCCCCAACUUGUGGAUCUGGGUCAGGGCAGUGAUGUUCUUAUACAUGAGGCAACUAUGGAGGAUGAAUUGCUGGAUGAAGCACGAAUAAAACUUCAUUCAACAACAUCUCAAGCUAUUGAAAUGGGAAAGAAGAUGAAUGCUAAAUUUAUUCUUUUGACCCAUUUCAGUCAGCGUUAUGCUAAAAUUCCUCGAAUUAAUGAAAAUUUUUCUCAGAAUGUUGGAAUAGCAUUUGAUAACAUGCAGGGCUUUGACGAACUGUCAGUGUGAAAUUCUUUUGAAUUCUUCCCUUUUGAAGGACGGACAUGGAACUAAACGUAUUACGAUGCUUUGUUUUAUUUAUUUACAUAUUUUUACUUUCUCGCUGUGGAGUGGAGAGAUAGUUAUGUAAAGCAGCUUGAAAAAACAGUGAAUUUUCGUCAGAAAAACUUUAUUAUACGGCCUGUGUAACGAAAAAGUGGAUAAAUCCAAUUGCUAAAUUUAAUAUUAAUACUGAAAAAUUGAAUGAUGGCAAAACGUCCGUCUGUCUGAACAACGCAAGAGGCUAAACUGUUCAGCCGCUUUUCUCCAAAAUUGAAUCAAAUUAAGGUUGGAAUUUUUUCCAUUAAUGAAAUCUGUUCCUUAAAGAUAUAUUUUGAGUACUUUGAAUGAUGAUGAAAGUCAUGUUAAAGUUUUUGAACAUUUGAGUACUUUUCGCAUAAUUGUGCGGGCGGGAAAGUACGUGCUGUUUUAGCACCACUUGUUAUAUGUCAAAAACAAUGAAAU